Messenger RNA from Mercurialis annua (annual mercury), 1775 nucleotides. RefSeq names its product spermidine sinapoyl-CoA acyltransferase. The coding region runs from base 255 to 1595 and encodes 446 amino acids. The transcript is spliced from 2 exons. The record is from RefSeq and is a predicted model, not a curated record. NCBI's taxonomy places the organism in Eukaryota, Viridiplantae, Streptophyta, Magnoliopsida, Malpighiales, Euphorbiaceae.
ACCAGUUGCCAGAUUUGACUGGUCCACUCACACCUAACCCAAUUUUCAAUUUCAACAACAUGCUCUGCUCAUCCUCUUCUGCUCUUCUCUACCUCCUAACAAAGUCGCACUCUCGCGGUUGGUAGACAACAACUCCAUCAUCACAACCCACAAAUUAUAUAUAAUAACCAUCAAUAAUGAACCAUUAAAAAUUUCCAAGAUACCAUUAACCAAAACCAGCAAGCUAGACCAAGAAAUUAAACCCCUCAACAAAAAUGGAAGUCAGCAUCAAAGAAACCGCCAUAAUCCAACCUUCAACUCCACCAUUCGCUCAAGACCACACACUCCAGCUCUCUCACCUCGACACUGAUCGUAACAUGAACGUUACGUUCCGCUACCUUCGUGUCUACGUAAACAACAGUUCAGCAACCGCCACUAACCACCCUUUUAAUGUCAUCAGCGCCGCCCUUUCCUCUGCUUUGGUGCACUACUACCCACUUGCCGGCACGCUCCGCCGCAGCAGUGAAGAUGAGCGUCUUGAGGUGGUUUGCUCCGGUGACCAAUUAGGUGUGCCUGUUAUUAAUGCAACGGUUGAUUGUACGUUGGAGUCGGUUAACUAUCUUGAUGACCCGGAUUAUGAUUUUGUGGAGCGAUUGGUACCGGACCCGAGUUUGGAGGAAGGGAUGGUGAACCCUUGUGUGCUUCAAGUUACGGUUUUUGAAUGUGGUGGCUUUACUUUAGGUGCUGCACUUCGCCAUGUGUUGUGUGAUGGACUCGGUGCGACUCAGUUUUUUAAUGUGAUGGCUGAGUUGGCUCGUGGGGCGGACCGGAUUUCGGUUGAGCCUGUUUGGGAUAGGAUGAGUUUGUUGAGCCCGAGAGAGCCGGCUCGGUUUGAUGGACCGGUGAGGGAGUUUUUGGAUUUGGAGAAAGGGUCUGACCCGUAUGGGCAGACGGUUGGUAAGGUGGUUAGGGAGUGUUAUAAUGUGAAGGAUGAAUGGUUGGAUGGGUUCAAGAAUUUGUUGCUUGAGAAGAGUGGCUCUAAAUUUACCACGUUUGAGGCUUUGGGUGCAUUCCUAUGGCGAGCUAAGGUUAAAGCUGCAGAACUUCCUGGUGACGAAGUAGUGAAGUAUACAUAUGCAAUGAACAUAAGGAGACUGAUAAAACCACCAUUGCCUCUUGGCUACUGGGGCAAUGGCUGUGUACCAAUGUAUGCACAGCUUCUUGCUAAAGAGCUAAUAGAGCAACCCAUUUGGAAAACAGCUGAAGUGAUCAAGAAGAGCAAGAUUAACGCAACCGAUGAAUAUGUGCAUUCGUUUAUCGACUUUCAAGCAGCACACCAUGCAGAUGGCAUUACGGCAGGAAAUAGAGUGAGUGGAUUUACAGAUUGGAGGCAUUUAGGCCAUUCGACUGUCGAUUUUGGUUGGGGAGGUCCCGUUACUGUCUUGCCACUUUCGAGGCAUUUAGUUGGAAGUACCGAGCCUUGUUUUUUCUUGCCGUACUCAUCAGCAAAUGUAGGCGAGAAAGAUGGGUUUAAGGUGCUGGUGACUCUGCAAGAAUCUGCUCUGCCUGCUUUUAAGAAGGAGAUGGAGAAAUUUAGCAACCAAGACUUUGAGUAGUGUUGGAUUUACAUGUCAAAAGUUUCUAUGUUAUUGCUCUGUAAUUUUGACAAAUCAUUGGCAGAGUAAGAGAAUGUGGCCUAAUGCUUUGAUAGCUAGCCUUAUGCUUUGAAAUUUAAGUUCAGGAUCUUGUUGAAACUGUAAAAAUGGUUAUAAUAAUCGGCUUGAUACUUAGCAAAA